AUUCUGCUGCAGGGACUCUCCUGCAGGCCUCCAAGCCUCCACCCCCUGAUAAUUGCUGGAGGGCUCUCCUGCCCAGAAUGGGGAAGAUGGUGUGGCUUUUGGCCCUCCUCGUAUCCUGUGCUCUGGGCCUCCCGGCGAGCCGCCCCAGCGGCUCCACCCUACGCUUUGUGGCUUUGGGGGACUGGGGCGGGGUCCCCAAUGCCCCCUUCUACACUGCCCGAGAGAUGGCCACAGCCAAGGAGUUGGGCCGGACCGUAGAGACUCUGGGAGCUGACUUCAUCCUGUCCCUGGGGGACAAUUUCUACUUCCACGGUGUCCAGGACAUCAAUGAUAAGAGAUUCCAGGAAACUUUUGAGGAGGUUUUUACGGCCCCCUCCCUCCGCAACGUGCCCUGGUACGUGUUGGCUGGGAACCACGACCACUUGGGAAACGUCUCGGCUCAGAUCGCCUACUCCAAGGUGUCCAAGCGUUGGAACUUUCCCAGCUCUCACUACCGCCUCAGGUUCAGAGUCCCCAACACAAACGUGAGCGUGGCCCUGUUCAUGAUCGACACCGUGACCCUGUGUGGGAACUCCGACGACUUCCUGAGCCAGCAGCCUGAGAAGCCCAGCAACCUGGAGCUGGCCAGGUCCCAGCUGUCCUGGCUGAAGAAGCAGCUGACCAAUGCAAAGGAGGACUACCUGCUGGUGGCCGGCCACUACCCCGUGUGGUCGGUGGCUGAGCAUGGGCCCACCCACUGUCUGGUGAGGCACUUGCAGCCGCUGCUGGCCAAAUACAAGGUCACGGCCUACCUGUGCGGCCAUGACCACAACUUACAGUAUCUCAAGGACAAGGAUGAUGUGGGCUACGUGUUGAGCGGUGCUGGCAACUUCAUGGACCCCUCCAAGAAACACCAGCACAAGGUCCCCGAUGGCUACCUGCGUUUUCACUACGGGGUCCAGGAGUCCCUGGGGGGCUUCGCCUAUGUGGAAAUCAGCCCCAAGGAGAUGACCGUUACCUACAUCGAGGCUACGGGCAAGUCACUCUUCAAGACCACCCUACCCCGGAAACCCAGGCCCUGAGCUACACCCUACGUCCCCGGCCCUGGAGGGGGUCUCGGAGGAGUUAGUGAGAGUUUGUGGAGAACUCCUUCCCCUCCUGGUUUUUCACUUCCUCCUGCUUUCCCAAGACAGAUCCUAAAGGAUAGAUAGAUGGUGCAGAAAGGUGGGACAUGGUGGUUUUUAGGCAAGAAGCUGACCCUCCUGGCUGCUGCCUCUCCGUCACCACAACAGUCAGUCACUUUAGGCCCAGAAUUUGGGGACUUUAUAAAAGGAGGAAAGAGCUUUUUAUGGCAGGGGUGGAAAAGUGUCUCUUUUGGAGCACCUAGGCAUCUCAGAGUAGUUGCUAUCCAAAUGCCAGGGUAGGUAAGGAAACAGACCUGGAAUAAGCUUUCAUUCCUAUGUGAUCUCUGACCAUUUUCCCACCUUGGAUUGGGGAUGAGGGUAUUGGAAGUGGGAUAGGAAAGUUUUCUUCUCUUUAAAGAUCCUUCUCAGUCUUUCAAUAAAAUCUUUGCUGAAAGUGGC
Tachyglossus aculeatus (Australian echidna) is the source of this 1562-nucleotide messenger RNA. It is a transcript of the gene ACP5, whose product is annotated as acid phosphatase 5, tartrate resistant. Gene Ontology annotation, molecular function: ferrous iron binding; ferric iron binding; acid phosphatase activity. NCBI's taxonomy places the organism in Eukaryota, Metazoa, Chordata, Mammalia, Monotremata, Tachyglossidae. Gene Ontology annotation, biological process: bone resorption. The transcript is spliced from 5 exons. The record is from RefSeq and is a predicted model, not a curated record. Bases 78 to 1061 code for a protein of 327 amino acids.